Molecule: messenger RNA, 1953 nt
Organism: Drosophila takahashii
Lineage: Eukaryota; Metazoa; Arthropoda; Insecta; Diptera; Drosophilidae
Product: E3 ubiquitin-protein ligase ariadne-1
Biological process (GO): protein polyubiquitination; positive regulation of proteasomal ubiquitin-dependent protein catabolic process; ubiquitin-dependent protein catabolic process
Cellular component (GO): nucleus; cytoplasm; ubiquitin ligase complex
Molecular function (GO): zinc ion binding; ubiquitin protein ligase activity; ubiquitin conjugating enzyme binding
Source: RefSeq, a predicted model, not a curated record
UACAACAUUUCAUCGCAUAGAACGUGUUCAAUAUUCCUCAAAUCGAUACACGUGGUCUGAUAAACGUUGUUGCUGCUGUCACUGUUGUUGUCCCAUCAGCUCCACAAAAAAAAAAUCCCCAAAUGUUUUAGGGUUUUGUGGCGGGAUAAAUUCUAACGCACUUUAGCCCACAUGCUGGUAAUAUGAACUCGGACUCGGAAUUCUCUGAUGAGGAUCACGGCGACUCGCAUCACAGUCACAUGAGUUGCGGAAAUUUCGACAGCGACAGCGAGGAUACCUGCACGGGGAUCGUUUUGGCGGAGAAUCCUAAUCGUAGUGCCGAUGCAGAUGACUUUGUGUACAAGGUCCUUUCGGUGGACCAGAUCGUCCAGCACCAGCGCAACAUCAUCGACGAGGUGAACAAUGUCCUAAAUCUUUCACCGCAGGUCACGCGCAUUAUACUCAAUCAUUUCAAGUGGGACAAGGAACGGCUGUUCGAGAACUAUUUCGAUAGCAGUCCGCAGGAUUUCUUCCAGCGUGCCCACGUGGUGAAUCCCUUCGAGCGGAAGAGCGAACUGGAUGUGGAAAGUAAGGUCUCGACAUCAUCCUCUAAUUCCUUGCAGAAGCUCUGUGGCAUUUGCUUCUGCCCCUGCGAGGAGCUCAAGGGUUUGGGCUGUGGUCACAGCUUCUGCGCCGCCUGCUGGAAACAAUACUUGGCCAAUAAAACCUGCAGCGAGGGCUUGGCCAACACCAUCAAAUGUCCAGCUGCCAAUUGCGACAUCCUAGUGGACUAUGUAUCCUUUCUAAAACUAGCCGAUGAUCCAGAGGUUGUUGAGCGAUAUCAACAGCUCAUAACAAACACCUUUGUGGAAUGCAACAUGCUGAUGCGAUGGUGUCCCGCCCCCAAUUGCACCCAUGCCGUCAAGGCCGUUUGUGCCGAGCCAAGGGCAGUUCACUGCAAGUGUGGCCAUCAGUUUUGCUUUGCCUGCGGCGAGAAUUGGCACGAACCGGCCAGCUGCAGUUCGCUGAAGAAGUGGCUGAAGAAAUGCCUCGAGGACUCGGAGACCUCCAAUUGGAUUGCCCAGAACACCAAAGAGUGCCCGAAAUGCAAUGUGACGAUCGAGAAGGACGGUGGCUGCAAUCACAUGGUCUGCAAGAAUCCUUCCUGCCGUUAUGAUUUCUGCUGGGUGUGCUUGGGAUCCUGGGAGCCACACGGUUCGUCCUGGUACAGCUGCAAUCGCUUUGACGAAGAGGAGGCCAAGCAGGCCAGACUGGCCCAGCAAAAGUAUCGCUCUUCGAUGGCCCGAUAUCUGCACUACUAUAACCGCUAUAUGAAUCACAUGCAGAGCAUGCAAAUGGAGAACAAAUUGAACGCCAGUGUUCAGGCCAAAAUGGAGGACAUGCAGGAAGAGAUGAGCUGGAUUGAGGUCCAGUUUCUGCGCGAUGCCGUCAAUGUUCUCUGCCAGUGUCGCACCACUCUAAUGUACAGCUAUGUUUUUGCCUUCUACCUGAUGAACAACAAUCAGAAGAUCAUAUUCGAGGAUAACCAGAAGGAUAUGGAAAUGGCCACCGAGAAGAUCUCCGAGUGUUUGGAGCGAGAGAUUACCGUGAAGAACCUGUACGAGGUCAAGCAGAAGGUCCUCGAUUUAUCGCAUUACUGCCAAAAGCGACGGCAUGUCCUUCUGUGCCACGUGAGAGAGGGUUAUGAAAAGGACUGGUGGGACUUCAUCGAGGAUAGCGCUACAUAAAUCCCCACGUCAUCAUCCGAUCUAGACUACCGGCACAUGCAACACAGAAAAAAAAAACCCACCGAUCUCAUUUCACUGAAGACUUUUAAUCAUCACACACAAUACCCUUUUCGAUCUUCUCUCUGGUUGAAUUGUUUUCAGUCGAUUCGACCGGAGCUCUCAAAAUUGUACAGUUUAUACAGGAAUAGAAAGAAAUAUACGAAAUUUUUCAUAAUUAACUUAUAAA